Messenger RNA from Exophiala xenobiotica, 807 nucleotides. RefSeq lists its product as uncharacterized. The coding region runs from base 1 to 807 and encodes 268 amino acids. The record is from RefSeq and is a predicted model, not a curated record. Lineage: Eukaryota; Fungi; Ascomycota; Eurotiomycetes; Chaetothyriales; Herpotrichiellaceae. The transcript has 3 exons.
AUGGGUCCGUCGCUUUCCAUCCUGACAACAAUUAUCCUGCGCUAUUCAUUCGUCCAAGCCUACAACGAGAUGAUGUUCACAGAACCUCUCAUCGCGGCUGGUGAAUCGUUCACGCUCACUUGGACAAAUUCCUCCUCCUACAUUGUCAAUAUUUGGCUAUUCACUGUCGGCGAGGGAGUCAAUGACUAUCUAGUGGACGAGCUUGCGCAUUCGAUACCUGCCUCCGACCAAGAAAUGACUCUCAUUAUACCGCCCAGCCUCGUUCAUGCAGACGCUGCCUACUACUUCGUGAUUCUGGCUGUUCCAGAAGCAGAAUGGAGCCCGCCGUCUGCCAACUUCUACAUGUCCGGCGCUGAGGGGGAGACUAGUACCGCAUCUGCGGCUGAUACUACGACAGGGACACCGGUAGCUUCUGCAAGCAGCCCAGCAGCCGAUCAAUCUUCAGCCAGCAAUGCAGAAGCCACGGACUCAUCGCAACAGGAUCCAGAUUCUGGUGUGCCUACUGGUGCCGUCGCGGGUUUAGCAGUCGGUUGUACAAUGGCGGGAAUUCAGAUAGGAAUGAUGAUAUCCGGUGGGGUAUUCACGCAUCGGGUCAUAAGAGUGAUGAGGAGGAGGAGGUUGAUGACAGAUAGAGCGGUCCAAGCAUCAACAGACGACUUCAAUGAAGAGAAGACUGCAACGCAAACCGAUACACAGCAUAUGAGAGACAUCUAUUCGGGGACAACGGGCCAAGAUGGAUUCUGGGUAAUGGACCCACAUACGAGUCGUCCCAUACCAGAAGUCCAGGGCGAUUCGAGACAAUUGUGA